AUGGCAGACCCCCUUGAGCCCCCUGCAGAGGUGCCAGAGCAGCUCCUGCUGACUCCAGCUCCUUCCUCCAGCAUCAAGAGGAGCAACUGCUACAUGGUCUGGGGGGGAGACUUCUCCAGCAGCAGCCAACAGGCCAGGGUCAGCCACAGCGACCUGGUGAUUGGCUGCUUGGUGGACCUGGCCACUGGCCUCAUGACCUUCACAGCCAACGGCAAAGAGAUCAACACCUUCUACCAGGUGGAACCCAACACCAAGCUCUUCCCUGCCGUCUUCGUGCUGCCAACCAGCCAGAACGUGCUGCAGUUCGAGCUGGGCAAGCUGAAGAACAUCAUGCCCAUCUCGGCUGCCAUGUUCAGCAGUGAGAGGAAGAACCCAGAGCCUCAGUGCCCACCUCGCCUUGGCAUCCAGCUGCUCACCCCUGUCACCUGGAGCAGGAUGCCCAACGAGUUCCUGGCAGUGGAGACCACCAGGCUGAGCGAGCGCCAGGGCUGGGCAGUGGAGUGCACCCAGCCCCUGGUGAUGAUGGCACUGCACAUCCCCGAGGAGAACAGGUGCAUCGACAUCCUGGAGCUGCGGGAGGAGGAGGAGCUGCUGCGCUUCCAGAGCCACACCCUGCGCCUCUACUGCGCCGUCUGCGCCCUGGGCAACCACCGGGUGGCACAUGCCCUCUGCAGCCACGUGGACCAGGCGCAGCUGCUCUUCGCCAUCGAGAGCGCCGAGCUGCCAGGCCCCCUGCGGGCUGGCUACUACGAGCUGCUGCUCGCCAUGCACCUGGACGCGGCGCAGCGCUCCCGAGCCUCCAUGAGCGCCGAGUUCAUCGUCCCCAUCACCGAGGCCACCAAAGCCAUUCGGCUCUUCCCGCCGGGCUCCCGCUCGCCAGGGCCCCCCGGAGUGGGUCCCAGCGCCUGCCUCUGCCCCCAGCCUCGCUUCGCGGAGCCUUGCUUCAUCCUGGCCCCCGGCGGUGCCAAGGCGCCGCUCAGCCCUGGCAUCCCGCUGGAUGUGUUGGGCGCCAGAGCCAUCAGGAUGCUGGCGGAGGCGGUGGCAGGGGGCGGCCCCCACGCCCGGGAUCCCAUCGGGGGCAGCGUGGAGUACCAGCUGGUGCCCAUCCUGAAGCUGGUGUCGGCGCUGCUGGCCGUGGGGGCGCUGGGGGAUGAGGAUGUCAGGAGGGUGCUGAAGAUGAUCGACCCCAGAGUGUUCGGCGAGGGCAGGAAGGAGGCGCAGGGAGCGGGGGAGGAGGAGGAGGAGGAGGAGGAGGAGGAGGAGGAGAUGGAGGAGGAAGAGGAGAAGGAGGAGAAGGAGGAGAAGGAGAAAGAGAAGAAGAAGGAGGAGGAGGAGGAGGAAGGCGUGGAGGAAGGCUUGCUGCAGAUGAAGCUGCCGGAGUCGGUCAAGCUGCAGAUGUGUCACCUGCUGCAGUACUUCUGCGGCCGGGAGCUGCAGCACCGCGUGGAGGCUUUGGUGGCCUUCGCGGAGCGCCACGUGGAGAGGCUGCAGCGGGACCAGCGUGGGCGCUACGGGCGCCUGAUGCGGGCUCUGACCAUGUCUGCCGCCGAGACCGCCCGCAGGACACGCGAGUUCCGCUCCCCCCCGCAGGAGCAGAUCAAUAUGCUGCUGCAGCACAAGGCUGGCACAGAGGAGGAGGAGUGCCCUGUGCCCGAGGACAUCCGUGACGAGCUCCUGGACUUCCACCACGACCUGUUGGCACACUGUGGCAUCGAGCUGGAGGAGGAAGAGGAGGAGGAGGCUGAAGAGACCUCCCUGCGCCAGCGCCUGCUGGCGUUGGUCCAGAGGGUGGUUGGGCACAGGCAGGUGCCCACCGAGGAGGAGCCAACCCCUGAGGAGCCUCCGGUGCCAAGCAGCCUGCAGCAGCUGAUCUCGCAGACCAUGGUGCACUGGGCACAGGAAGCCUUCAUCCAGAGCCCCGAGCUGGUGCGUGCCAUGUUCAGCCUCCUGCACCGGCAGUACGACGGCCUGGGCGAGCUGGUGCGGGCACUGCCCCGCGCCUACAGCGUCAGUGCCACCUCCCUGCCCGACACCUGCCAGCUGCUGGAGUGCCUGGGCCAGAUCCGCUCCCUGCUCAUCGUGCAGAUGGGCCCCGAGGAGGAGAACCUCAUGAUCCAGAGCAUCGGGAACAUCAUGAACAACAAAGUCUUCUACCAGCACCCAAACCUGAUGAGGGCUUUGGGCAUGCAUGAAACUGUGAUGCAGGUCAUGGUCAGCGUCCUGGGGGGGGGAGAGUCCAAGGAGAUUCGUUUCCCCAAGAUGGUGACCAACUGCUGCCGCUUCCUCUGCUACUUCUGCCGCAUCAGCCGCCAGAACCAGCGAGCCAUGUUCGACCACCUGGGCUACCUGCUGGAGAACAGCAGCAUCGGCCUGGGCAUGAGAGGCUCCACCCCGCUGGACGUGGCAGCAGCUUCGGUCAUCGACAACAACGAGUUGGCACUGGCACUGAAGGAGCAGGACCUGGAGAAGGUGGUGACCUACCUGGCAAGCUGUGGGCUGCAGAGCUGCCCAAUGCUGUUGGCAAAGGGGUACCCAGACCUGGGCUGGAACCCCUGCGGUGGGCAGCGCUACCUCGACUUCCUGCGCUUCGCCGUCUUCGUCAACGGGGAGAGCGUGGAGGAGAAUGCCAACGUGGUGGUGAGGCUGCUGAUCCGCAGGCCUGAGUGCUUCGGGCCUGCCCUGCGGGGGGAGGGUGGCAGCGGCCUCCUGGCAGCCAUCCAGGAGGCUCUCAGCAUCGCCCAGGACCCUGCCCGCGACGGCCCCACCCUGCGCCGGGACCCGCGCCGCAGAGAGCCCUUUGGCACCGAGGAGCCCCCGGAGGAGGGCAGAGUUCACCUGGGCAAUGCCAUCAUGUCCUUCUACGCUGCCCUCAUCGACCUCCUGGGGCGCUGUGCCCCCGAGAUGCACCUGAUCCAGGCUGGCAAAGGAGAGGCUCUGCGGAUCCGAGCGAUCCUCCGCUCCCUGGUGCCCCUGGAGGACCUGGUUGGCAUCAUCAGCCUGCCCCUGCAGAUCCCUACCCUGGGCAAAGAUGGCAGCGUGGUGGAGCCGCGGCUGUGUGCCAGCUUCGUGCCCGAGCACAAGGCGCCCAUGGUGCUGUUCCUGGACCGAGUCUAUGGGGUGGAGAGCCAGGAGCUGCUGCUGCGGGUGCUGGAGGUUGGCUUCCUGCCCGACAUGCGGGCAGCUGCCUCCCUCGACACGGCCACCUUCAGCACCACGGAGAUGGCACUGGCCCUGAACCGCUACCUGUGCCAGGCUGUGCUGCCCCUCAUCACCAAGUGUGCCCCCCUCUUCGCGGGCACCCAGCACCGUGCCAUCAUGGUGGACUCCAUGCUGCACACCAUCUACAGGCUCUCCCGGGGCAGGGCACUCACCAAGGCCCAGAGGGAUGUCAUUGAGGAGUGCCUGAUGGCACUCUGCAGGUACAUUCGCCCCUCCAUGCUCCAGCACCUCCUGCGCCGCUUGGUCUUCGAUGUGCCCAUCCUCAACGACUAUGCCAAGAUGCCCCUCAAGCUGCUGACCAAUCACUACGAGCGGUGCUGGAAGUACUACUGCCUGCCCAGCGGCUGGCCCAACCACGGCGUCAGCUCCGAGGAGGAGCUGCACCUCACCAGGAAGCUCUUCUGGGGCAUCUUCGAGUCCCUGGCACACAAGGUGGGCACCUGGGGGCGUGCCCAGGGGGGUGGAGGAAGGGAGGAGGUGGUGAUGAAGGAGGUGAUGGAGGUGAUGGAGAUGAAGGAGGUGAAAGAGGUGAAGGAGGCGAAGGAGGUGAAGGAGGCGAAGGAGUGGAGGAGGUGA
Molecule: messenger RNA, 3795 nt
Organism: Pogoniulus pusillus (Red-fronted tinkerbird)
Lineage: Eukaryota; Metazoa; Chordata; Aves; Piciformes; Lybiidae
Product: ryanodine receptor 1-like
Exons: 21
Coding region: 1-3795 (1264 amino acids)
Biological process (GO): release of sequestered calcium ion into cytosol by sarcoplasmic reticulum; striated muscle contraction
Cellular component (GO): smooth endoplasmic reticulum; sarcoplasmic reticulum membrane; calcium channel complex
Molecular function (GO): protein binding; ryanodine-sensitive calcium-release channel activity
Source: RefSeq, a predicted model, not a curated record